GCUGUGGAUUUUGGCGCGUUUUGGAUCGUGUGUUCUGGUGUGACCGGUGUUCGCUGCACGCGUGGGACAUCUCGUGGCGCGCUCGUGGUGCGCUGGUGGUGCACAAAUGGUGCAAAUGAACAACAAACCAGAAGUGAAUUUAUGAAACACUGCCCUGCGGAAACGUUGGUGAAAGAAUUGUAACUAACAGUGCAACAAAACACAGUGCCAUUCGUGUAGUGUUAAGUGACAUCAAUUGUAUGGAUUAAUUGCUGCGCAAGGAUCAAACAGUUCAUCCCCGUGUGCUCGAAAAUGAAGAGCACUACCAUAUUGCUUGGUGUGCUGCUAGCCGUCGGAACGGCAAGGGCGGACAUUUCCACCCUCCUGCGUGGUGGCUACUCGAACAACAACAUCCUGCAGGACGAUGGAUACCAUUACGACAAACCAAAGGUACCGUUCGAGGAGCCAACGACACCGCGCAAGUGUGCGGUAUCGGAUCAAAAUCCGGACGGAAGCUGUGGCUACGAUUACCCGAAGCCGGAUCAAUCCUUCACGCUGCCCAACGAGUAUCUGCCACCAACAACGACGACGACACGCAGGACAACAACGACAACACGCCCUACGACGACGACAACGCGCAGAACCACAACUACUACGCGCCCAACGACAACCACCACGCGAAGAACUACAACCACAACACGUCCAACAACGACGACUACUCGCCGAACUACUCCGGUUCAGGAAUAUCUCCCGCCGAGCACUACCCGUCGGACGACUACAACUACCCGGCCCACGACUACGACCACCCGUCGUACGACAACUACCACCAGACCGACGACGACAACCCGAAGAACGACUACACCGCGUGUCGUAACAACGACGAGCAAGUGUCCUCUGUCGGCUCAGAAUCCUGACGGUAGCUGCGGUUACGAUUAUCCGAAACCGGAUCAAUCAUUCACCCUACCGAACCGUGUGUCCACCACGACCACCACUCGCCGACCUCCAACAACGACGACAAGACGAACGACCACAACCACGCGUCCAACGACUACCACAACGAGACGUACCACCACAACGCCGCGGGUCGUAACCACUACCAAGUGUCCACCGUCGGCCCAGAACCCUGAUGGAAGCUGCGGAUACGACUAUCCGAAGCCCGAUCAGUCCUUCACCCUGCCGAAUCGUGUUUCAACCACCACGCAAAGACCAACGACAACAACUCGUCGGACGACAACGACCACAAGGCCAACGACAACGACUACGCGCCGUACGACCACUGCCACCACACGACCAACCACUAGAACAACGCAGCGGAUUGUGACCACCACCACAAAGUGUCCUCCGUCGGCCCAAAAUCCGGACGGAAGCUGUGGUUACGAUUAUCCCAAGCCGGAUCAAUCCUUCACGCUGCCCAAUCGAGUCUCAACAACCACGCCUCGACCGACAACGACCACGCGUCGUACGACUACAACACGCCGGACAACGCAACCUCAGGAGUAUCUUCCACCUACGACGACGACGAGACGAACGACGACGAGACGAACGACGACUCGGCCCACAACAACGACAACACGUCGCACUACCACCACCACCACCCGUCCAACGACCACAACCCGUCGAACAACGACACCGAGGAUCGUAACCACUACCAAGUGUCCUGUUUCGGCACAGAAUCCUGAUGGAAGCUGUGGCUACGACUACCCGAAACCGGACCAGUCCUUUACACUGCCAAAUCGUGUGUCCACAACGACCACAACCCGGCGAACAACACCGCGCCAGGAAUAUCUACCGCCAACGACAACGACCCGCCGGACGACCACGCGUCCUACAACGACGACAACUCGUCGCACAACAACCACCACACGCCCAACAACCACAACAACACGGCGAACCACCACGAGGCCCGUUGUAACGACGACCAAGUGUCCUGUUUCGGCUCAAAAUCCUGACGGAAGCUGUGGAUACGACUAUCCGAAGCCGGAUCAAUCCUUUACACUGCCCAACAGAGUAUCUACGACAACAACCCGCCGGCCAACAACCACUACCACUCGUCGUACGACGACUACCACCAGAAGGACUACACCCGCUGUAGAGUAUCUGCCACCGACGACGACCACACGUCGAACUACCACACGGCCACCAACCACUACCACACGCCGCACAACCACCACCACCCGACCGACUACUACGACCACAAGAAGGACGACAACUACCACGCGCCCAACAACCAGAACGACACCGCGUAUCGUAACGACCACAAAGUGUCCUCCAUCGGCGCAGAAUCCGGACGGAAGCUGUGGGUAUGAUUACCCGAAGCCGGAUCAAUCCUUCACGCUGCCUAAUCGUGUAUCGACGACAACUCCAAGACCAACCACUACCACUCGUCGCACUACAACGACCACACGUAGAACAACUCCGGCCCAGGAAUAUCUGCCACCGAGCUCCACUACUCGUCGCACGACCACAACAACCAGGCCAACGACUACCACCACGCGGCGCACAACCACUACUACUCGUCCAACAACGACGACCACAAGAAGAACGACAACUACCACAAGGCCCACGACCAGGACGACACCGCGUAUCGUAACCACUACGAAGUGUCCACCGUCGGCACAGAAUCCGGACGGAAGCUGUGGAUAUGAUUACCCGAAGCCGGAUCAGUCCUUUACCCUUCCGAACCGUGUGUCCACUACCACCACCACCACCACAAGACGGCCAACUACGACAACACGCCGUACCACAACGACUACUCGCAGGACGACUCCGCCGCAGGAGUAUCUGCCACCGACCACUACCACGCGUCGUCCAACGACAACGACCACUCGCCCAACUACUACGACAACGCGUCGUACGACCACCACCACUAGGCCUACAACCACUACCAGGCUAACGACUACUACCACUCGCAGAACGACAACACGACCCCCGCCAGUAGUGACGACCAAGUGUCCACUGUCGGCACAGAAUCCGGACGGUAGCUGCGGUUACGAUUACCCGAAGCCGGAUCAAUCGUUCACCCUUCCGAACCGUGUCUCUACAACUACACCACGAACAACUACGACUCGUCGAACAACUCCACCUCAGGAGUAUCUACCACCAACUACUACCACAACUACCCGUCGGCCAACAACGACCACUACGACGCGCCGUACAACGACCACCUCACGGCCCACGACUACGACUACUCGGAGAACCACACCGCCAGUGGAGUAUCUACCGCCAACGACAACGACCCGACGUACCACAACCACCACACGUCCAACGACAACGACUACACGCCGAACAACCACAACCACCAGGCCAACAACGCGCACAACGCCUCGCGUAGUGACAACGACCAAAUGUCCACUGUCUCAGCAAAACCCGGACGGUAGCUGCGGUUACGAUUACCCGAAACCGGACAAUUCGUUUACGCUUCCGAACCGUGUCUCAACUACUACCACCCCGAGACCCACCACGACAACAACACGACGCACAACGACCACUACUAGGACCACUACCACGCGCCGUACGACACCGCCCCAGGAGUAUCUGCCACCAUCGACCACCACAACGAGACGCACCACGACCACAACGCGACCCACUACGACCAGGACGACGUCAACCACUACCACGACAACUCCACGGCCAACCACAACCACGGCGAAGGGGUGCAGCGAUGGGGAGCUCAACCCGGACGGUACCUGCGGUUACGAUUAUCCGAAACCACCCAACCCGCUCACACUGCCACCAAAGAUUCCGACCACGCCGGCACCCGAAUAUCUGCCACCGGACGAAACGACCGGCUACGAUUACCCCAAGCCAGCCAUACCGUUUAACUUCUAGAAAACUGUCCUUUGGGUCUCCCCCCCGUUUCAUCCCUUAAUUCCUUACUAUCUGUUUAGUGUGUUUUUGUGUGUGUGAGUGUGUUUUUUUUGCGUAUGUGCUGUGUACAUCUCGGUAAGGUCGUCGGGGUUACCGUCUGUUUCGUCCCCAUAGUUUAAGGGCACCCGUAGUUAGUAACAAUGUCGAAUCUUGCGAGUCUCGUGUUUGGAUUUCUUAAGGUACAAAAUUUACCAUGUGUGUGUGUUUUUUAAAGGUAAUUUUAGCGAAACGGAAGCUCACAUGUAGGGAAGUGUGGAAAAUACUCAUCAAACACCAUAAGUUAGUCAGCUGAUGAAGAUUGUUCCCAGUGCGCAUUGGAAGAGUAGACAGUAGAAUUGUACCAAUCCUAUGCUCUCCUAGUGGAGCAGCAGCAGGGGGAGCGUUCGAUAUCGUGCAGAAUAUUAAUGUACCGAAAGGGAGGAAAGCGAUCGGGCAACAAUUUGAGGUCGCGGAAUAAAGCCAACCACAAGUGAGAAAGCGAGGUAUAAUAUUUU
Messenger RNA from Anopheles stephensi (Asian malaria mosquito), 4340 nucleotides. RefSeq names its product mucin-2-like. The record is from RefSeq and is a predicted model, not a curated record. NCBI's taxonomy places the organism in Eukaryota, Metazoa, Arthropoda, Insecta, Diptera, Culicidae. The transcript has 22 exons. The coding region runs from base 292 to 3807 and encodes 1171 amino acids.